GCGAGCGCCUUUUCAACGCGCUCGAAGGAGGCGUCGAGCUUUUUGUCCAUUGUGAUGUUUUUUUGAUGGCAGAGAUUCGCGAAGAAAGUAGCGAUCCGAGGUGCUGGGUCGAAGUCGUGGUAUGGAAAGCAGAUUGCAAGAAACAGCCACGUCCGGAGAUUUUAUUUUGGUCUGCAAAUGUCACCGAAUUCACUUGACCCUUGCGCUGGAGCUUGGUGGGUUGUGUAAGAGCGGCUUACAGCGGGGAUCUUCAAGGGGACAGGUACCCGCACGUGAAAGCUUGGCGCGCUCUGGGCUGAGUUCGUGCCUCAGGCCAACAAGCCGGACCCGGCUGUAUCCGGCAAAGAAUCUCGCGCAACACCACCAAAUCCAACAGCCGAUUCGACCUUGUUUCGACAGCCAUUGAAGCACCACCUCGUUCCUUUUUUGCUGCGGUAGUCAAGAUGCCUUUUCCUACUCCUGUUCGCCGUGCGGCCUACCCUGAGUACAAGAGCCCCUAUGGCCCUAAGUACCAAUUCCAGCCCCAUGUUGGCACCAUCACCGCCAAGACUGUGACCAACCUUGGUGUCAAGGCCGGCCUUUUCGGCGGCGUUGCCCUGUUCACUGUCAUUUUCUUCACCUCCGGCGUUCCCAAGGUCUACAACGAUGUUCUCGGCAACAUCCCUGUCGUUGGUGCUUCUCUCCAAAACUUCUUCACCAAGAAGGUCCACCCCGCCGACAACCCGUUCUAAAUCAAUUUUUGGAAUCGUAUGACGGGCUGUGGUUUUGGCGCUGGGUGUAGCGGGUUUAAUGGGCAUUUUGACGCCGCCUCCUGUGAUUUCGAGGCUUGUAAAAAUGAAAAAAUUCUAUAGACAUCAUUCAUCAAAAAUUCCCAGGCUCAAAUAUCCAUCUCUAC
This is a messenger RNA of Podospora pseudopauciseta, 895 nucleotides long. RefSeq lists its product as uncharacterized. Lineage: Eukaryota; Fungi; Ascomycota; Sordariomycetes; Sordariales; Podosporaceae. The transcript is spliced from 6 exons. Bases 444 to 731 code for a protein of 95 amino acids. The record is from RefSeq and is a predicted model, not a curated record. Gene Ontology annotation, biological process: mitochondrial electron transport, ubiquinol to cytochrome c.